Raphanus sativus (radish) is the source of this 1801-nucleotide messenger RNA. Its product is annotated as U3 small nucleolar RNA-associated protein 18 homolog. Gene Ontology annotation, biological process: rRNA processing. Lineage: Eukaryota; Viridiplantae; Streptophyta; Magnoliopsida; Brassicales; Brassicaceae. The coding region runs from base 95 to 1675 and encodes 526 amino acids. Gene Ontology annotation, molecular function: protein binding. Gene Ontology annotation, cellular component: Pwp2p-containing subcomplex of 90S preribosome; small-subunit processome. The transcript is spliced from 2 exons. The record is from RefSeq and is a predicted model, not a curated record.
AUUUUCAUAUUAACCUCUUAAACCCUAAUUCUCCAUUGAAGCGAAGCGAAGCUCUCUGCCGUCAACAUUCAGUGAGUCUGUGGAGAACUGAGCGAUGACUACGUUAUCACAGAACGCUCCGACGAGCAAGGCUAAGAGAGAAGAGACCGAAGAUGACGGUAGGGCAAAGAGAAGGAAGAUGGAGGAGGAGAAGCAGCGAGAGUCUGAGCAGGUUGAAAUGAGAAAGCUUGAGAAUUUGUUGUUUGGGUCUCUCUACAACCCUGUUUCGUUUGGUGAGAGAGAUGGAGAUGUGGAAGGGAGUGAUGGGUCUGCUCUGUUCCGUGUAGAUCGUUCUGCUGUGAGGCAGAGUGUAGAUUCCGAAGAUGAUGAUGAUGAGGAAGAAGAAGAAGAGAGAGUUGUUGUUAGGAAGGGAGAAGCUGCUUGGGAGGAUGAAGAAGAGAAAGAGAUUAAUAUUAACAUUGCUUCGGUUAACCGUCUGAGGAAGCUGAGGAAAGAGGAGGACGAGGGUUUGAUCUCUGGUUCUGAGUACAUUGCUAGGCUGAGAGCUCAUCACGCCAAGCUAAACCCUGGAACAGAAUGGGCUAAGACUGAUUCUGGAAUCACUGAUGGAGACUCUUCAGAUGAGGGGGAAGGUGGUGGUGAUGAUGAUGAUGAUAUACUCAGGACAAACGAAGAUCUUGUGGUGAAGACUGGUGGUUCCAAGCUGUGUUCUGGUCUUCUCGAGUACUCACAGCACGCGGACGCCAAUAUAGCAGAUCCUUCGAACGCUCCGAUUAACUCUGUCCAGUUCCAUCAAAACGCUCAGCUGCUUCUCACCGCUGGGUUGGACAGAAGGCUGAGGUUUUUCCAGAUUGAUGGGAAGAGGAACACCAAGAUACAGAGCAUUUUCCUCGAGGACUGUCCCAUUACCAAAGCUGCUUUCUUGCCUAACGGCUCUGAGGUCAUCGUCUCCGGGAGGAGGAAGUACUUUUACAGCUUUGAUUUGGAGCAUGCGAGGUUUGACAAGAUUGGUCCCUUGGUUGGUAGAGAGGAGAAAAGCUUGGAGAGUUUUGAGGUCUCUCAAGACUCCAAGACCGUAGCGUUCAUCGGCAACGAAGGUUAUAUCUUGCUUGUGUCCACAAAGACCAAAGAGCUGACGGGAACGUUGAAGAUGAACGGUUCAGUGAGGUCGUUAGCGUUCAGUGAUGAUGGGAAACAGCUGCUGAGCUCAGGAGGGGAUGGGCAAGUCUACGUAUGGGAUCUGAGAACAAUGAAGUGCUUAUACAAAGGUGUGGAUGAAGGCAGCACGUGUGGGACUUCGCUUUGCAGUUCACCGAACGGAGCUUUGUUUGCCUCUGGGACAGACAGAGGGAUCGUGAACAUUUACAAGAAGGAUGAGUUCUUAGGAGGCAAAAGAAAGCCGAUAAAGACGGUGGAGAAUCUAACUUCCAUGAUAGACUUCAUGAAGUUCAACCAUGAUGGUCAGAUUCUAGCUAUAAUCUCGAGGAUGAAUAAAAACAGUGUGAAGCUGGUCCAUGUUCCGUCUCUAACCGUCUUCUCAAACUGGCCACCGCCUAAGAAAAAUAUGGGUAACCCUUGCUGCUUGGACUUCAGUCCCGGAAGUGGCUUCAUGGCUAUGGGAAACGCUGGAGGAAAAGUUUUGCUUUACAAACUGAAUCAUUACAUGAAUGCUUGAAGUUUUGUCUUUUGGCGAGGGCAGUUUUUUGAGAUUGUUUGUUGUGUUUUCCUUUUGGUCUCAUUACUCUUCAGUUUAUCCUUUUUCUACAUUUUUACAUCAAUGGAAUAUUUUCUUUCAUGAUAA